AUGACUGGUGUGCCAUCUCAGCUCUCCACAGAACUACUGCAGCAUUCCCAGAGGUGGGAAAAUGCCCAGAAGACCAAACUGGAGGCUACCCUGCCCCCACAAGCCCUCAUAUCAGUCAUUCCUAUAUCCGUUAGUGAAGAGGGACUGGCCAUGGAGGCUGGGGGGAUCACCUGGGGGAUGUGCUCCAGAGUUUUUGUGUGUCUCACUGGGGUCCUCACCGAUUCUGCUGCAGUGACAGUGGGAAUGGCAUGGGAGAAGGUUCAAAUCCAUGACACUCAUUUGGUCAGAAGGAGACGUGUGGCAGCUCUGGACUUCCCCACCAGUCAUGCUCAGGGCUGUGGUGAGACUUUUGGAUCCUCCAGCAUCCUCUCACAGGCUCACAGCUGGCUCUCACUUGGGAAGGUUCCAGCAUAUUUGCUGCGGUGCUGGCUGGACUUGAAGGCUCUGCUUUUGGGGAGCUGCACAAAGGGAAGAAGAGAUGGGAGCCAACAAAGUGAGUUUGAUCUGAUCAGCCAUGUGGAAAUGCAGCCCAGAGAUGCUGUAGCAAUGCUCUGGGAGCUGCUCUAUCCCUGUACCUCCUGUGCUGAUCCACACAACCAGGGAUGUGCUGAUCCAUGAAGCCUGUGCACAGAACUGGGCACGUGGCUUCCCACCAGCAUCCUGCAUAUCCCAGCCAGUCCA
Lepidothrix coronata (blue-crowned manakin) is the source of this 681-nucleotide messenger RNA. RefSeq lists its product as uncharacterized. The transcript has 4 exons. Lineage: Eukaryota; Metazoa; Chordata; Aves; Passeriformes; Pipridae. The record is from RefSeq and is a predicted model, not a curated record. The coding region runs from base 1 to 618 and encodes 205 amino acids.